UUUAUAGCAACAAAACUCUAUGCCCAUUUGAAACUCAAAGCAGUCAAAACAGAGCUGCUCAGUAGAUCUGGGGAGUGGAGACCCCAGUGACCAACAGGAGAGCCCCCUCCCAGUACCAUGAGACCUUAGCGCUCAGAGGAGCCCAGUGAGAACACUUCUCCAGGCCAUUUGAAUCUCGGGUUUGCAAAGAAAAGGGAUUUGCAUUUAGACCCCUCACAUUAUUCCUAAAUUUAUCCCUCGUUCUUUCCCCUCCCCUGAGAGAGAGCCCUGAAAAUCUUCAGGAACUCAAUAGUCAAGACAAGUCCUUGAGCAGAGACCUGAUGAUCAAGGUUAACAAGCAGAGGGAUCUGUUCUGCCCAUGAGCAGGUGGGGUGCCGUUUGUGGGCAGGAGGCCCUGGUCAUGAGACACAAUGGUGUUGGCUGGGCUGUUCCAGGAGGAGUUGCCGAGCUGGCGCCAUCAACAGGUCUCUGGCUUCCAUGAGGGGCCCUUCACGUUUGCCCCCCCAGAGAGCAACCCCCAGAGAGUGCAGGAGAAGCAGCAGCAGCAGCAGGGUGUCUUCCCCUAUCUUGGCAAUCUGCUCAGUGACCUGCUGAUGCUGCACCUGGCGAUGGGUGACUAUCUCGAGGUGGGUGAACCUGAGGACUAGGCAGGAAGGACCAGGAUUCUGAGCCUUGGGAUGUGGGAGCCCCCAAACUGAGCUCUGAGUUCUCAGCACUUGGCACAUCUACUCUCAUGAGAGCCUCGCAGCUGCUCCUGGGAGCUGGGGCAUCAGGCCCAUCUUAGGGAUGAGUGUAAAGAGGCUCUGCCAGAG
This is a messenger RNA of Diceros bicornis minor, 812 nucleotides long. RefSeq names its product ral guanine nucleotide dissociation stimulator-like. Lineage: Eukaryota; Metazoa; Chordata; Mammalia; Perissodactyla; Rhinocerotidae. The record is from RefSeq and is a predicted model, not a curated record. Bases 411 to 647 code for a protein of 78 amino acids. The transcript has 4 exons.